This is a messenger RNA of Botrytis deweyae, 1050 nucleotides long. RefSeq lists its product as uncharacterized. Lineage: Eukaryota; Fungi; Ascomycota; Leotiomycetes; Helotiales; Sclerotiniaceae. Gene Ontology annotation, molecular function: glucosidase activity. The transcript is spliced from 2 exons. The record is from RefSeq and is a predicted model, not a curated record. Gene Ontology annotation, biological process: pectin catabolic process. Bases 1 to 1050 code for a protein of 349 amino acids.
AUGAAGUUCUUCUAUUCCGUAUUGGCCUUUGCGCCACAAGUCUUCGCUGCUCUUACUUACAAAGGAGUCGACUGGUCGUCCGUCUCUGUUGAGGAGAAAAGUGGUUACACUUACAAAAAUACCGCUGGUACUACACAAGCCCUCGAGACUAUUCUGAAAGCUUCAGGUGUCAACACUGUGAGACAAAGAAUAUGGGUCAACCCUUCCAGUGGCCAAUACAAUUUGGCCUACAACUUGGCUCUUGCAAAACGUGCCAAGGCUGCUGGAUUGAACAUCUAUCUCGAUUUACAUUUCAGUGAUACAUGGGCCGAUCCAAGUCAUCAGGCGAUCCCCUCUGGCUGGCCUACCGAUACCGUUGGAAACCUUGCAUGGGAAGUUUAUAAUUAUACUUUGGCAGUCUCGGAUGCCUUUGCCAGUGCUGGCAUCUCUCCUUCGAUAAUCUCCAUUGGCAAUGAGAUCCGCGCUGGACUUCUCUGGCCUAUUGGCACUACAUCCUCCUACUACAACAUUGCCAGUCUCCUCCACUCCGCCUCCGCCGGUAUCAAAGACUCAACUCUUACCACCAAACCCAAGAUCAUGAUCCACCUCGACAACGGCUAUUCCUGGAGCGAACAACAAUAUUUCUACAAAACCGUUCUCGCAGCAGGUCCUCUCCUAACCACCGAUUUCGACAUGAUGGGCGUAUCCUACUAUCCAUUCUACACCUCCGCCGCCACCCUCGCAAGUCUCAAGACUUCCUUAACAAACAUGGCUUCCACAUGGGGUAAACAACUCGUAGUCGCCGAAACCAAUUGGCCAUUCGCGUGUCCAUCCCCGGCAUACGCUUUCCCAUCCGAUGCAACAUCGAUUCCAUUCAGUGCUGCAGGCCAAACAACCUGGAUUAAGGAUGUUGCGGCAAUAGUCGCGGGAGUUAAUGGUGGAGUGGGACUUUUCUAUUGGGAACCUGCGUGGAUCAACAAUGCGGCUUUGGGAAGCAGUUGUUCUGAUGCUAUCCUUUUCGAUCCCAAGGGAGUUGCUCGAUCUAGUUUGUCGGCUUUUGCUAGCAUUUAG